AGAAUAAAGAGAAUACAGAAUAUAAUCCACAACAGGGAUACAACUAUUCUCAUCAACAAGAAAUAAGUGAUAAUAAUUAUCAAGUUUUUGAAGCAGCAGCAGGAGGUCAACAUGAGACUCAAAAUGAAUACUAUCAACAGCAACAGCAAAGACCUCCUUAUUCACAAUAUCAACAAGGAGGAAAUUCUCAUUCGCAGCAGCAAUUAACAUACCAACAAGUGAAUUCACAUCAAAAUCAAGCAUCUAUUCCACAUGGUUACCAAGGAAGUCCUCAUCAGAACAAUAUAUCAGAUCCUCAAUAUAAUCAUGACCAACGUAGUCCUCAUCAAUAUGCGUCGUCAUCUCCUCAGCAACAGCAACAGAUGAACUCGUCCCGGACAGCUUCGGUUCCUCAAACACAAGAACAUACGACUUAUUCACCGGAACCUAACGUUUAUUCAAUUGGUCCGUUAAAUGGUAAUGUUAAUAAUCCAGAUGGUGGUAUGAAUAAUAGUCAAAUCAUUGGUCAAAGAGAAGAUCAAAGUGGUCCGAUUAAUAGUAGUCAAGGAGUGCCAAUAAUUGUUGAUCAAGAUGUCAAAGGAGUUCAAGGUAGCGAUGGUAAUUUGCAACAGCAAGGAGGAAAUAACGAAUUUACGAGACAAAUAUAUUAUUCAUCGGAACCCACAACAGCAUAUAUUACAAAAGCAGCAAUUAAAUCAGAUGGAAUGGAAUAUGAACAAUACCCACAAGAUGCAUAUACAGCAGAAAAAUUGGAAACAUCGGAUGGAGGCGUCGGAGAUACUUAUAAUAGAUAUGAUUCAUAUAACAAUGACAUGCCACUUACAUCAAAAAAUGAAAAAAAUAAUAAAGGUGAUACACCGAUAGCUCAAUAUAAUAAUAACAAUUAUGCAUUUGCAUCAUCGUCACAAUUUAUCGUUGAACCAAUAAACGUAAAUAAGAAUUCAUUUCCACCUUCUAUUAUUUCAAAUCGUGGUACACCAAAUCCAAAUCCAAUAAUACAUUUUAAAGAUCAAUCAUCCAGAGCAACUUCUAUCACUUCAAGUAAUUCACGGCAAAAAAAUGACCUACAAUCACCAUCAUUACCUUUAACUGUAACAGCUAAUCAGCAUUUACCACCACCUGAAGUACCUUCAGGCUCACAUCCAAAACAAUCCGUUACAUCUUUAUCAAACCCUCAAUCUUAUUAUAAUAUUCCGCCGUCUCCAUUAAUUUCACCGUUACCUACACAAGUUGCAAAUACACAAGAAUCCGUACAAGGCACAAAUUCAAAAGUUACGAAUUCGCAAAUUGACUCUCAGAUUCCUUCACAGGUCGUGAAUAUAUCAGCUCAAAUGAACCCACAAAAGGUAAACCAAAUCGAAUCUCAAAUGAAUUCUUCUCAAAUUAGUUCUUCAGAUUAUUAUACACAACCAAUACCAUCUCAUGCAUCACGAGGAUAUUCCCAAUCAACGCCAUCACAAUAUUCACAUGAUUAUAGUAAAGAAGAAUCUGGCGCUCAUGAAAUUGUAUUCCCGCAAGAUGAUGUCGUUGCGCAGCAUGAAAUCGUUACUUCUUCACAACAACGACAACAUAAUGGACGUGUAGCAUCAGUAGCAGGUAGCGAUGGAGGUUUUUAUAAUAGUAGAGUUUCCUUGAAUGGUAAUUUAGAUAAAACUUUACCACCACCUCCACCUCCGUCAUCUAUCGUUUCUACUCGAUAUCAAUCACAACAUGGUAGUGAAGCCAGUAAUUAUGGUGUUGAAGCUAGACCACACGGUCGUGAAUCGAGAAAUCAUGGUAGUGAAACAAAUUAUGGAAGUGAAAAAAAUUAUGGAAGUGAAAUAAAUUAUGGAAAUUAUGGAGUCGAAUUUCGGCAACAUGGCAGAGAAAUGAAUGAUUACGAAGCUAAUCGAUUACCUGGAGGAGGACAAACAAAUGAAAAUCCAACCUUAAUUCGUAGUUUUUCUCAAAUAAAAUCUUUAGAACAAAUUUGGGGUAUGCCUACAUUCGUGGAAGAUCAGGAUAUAUUUGAUUAA
Messenger RNA from Funneliformis geosporum, 2015 nucleotides. The record is from the annotation of a GenBank genome assembly. NCBI's taxonomy places the organism in Eukaryota, Fungi, Glomeromycota, Glomeromycetes, Glomerales, Glomeraceae.